CGGUGUAUUUGUCGAGCACUCCCUGAUAGAUAGUUUCCACCUUGUUUUCCUCUCAUUAUGUUUAAAAAUCAUGUUCUCCUCCUCCAUAUUUCUCGUGUCAUGUCUUUUUAUCGCCUGAAGUGCCUGGUGAGGCAGUUUAGCACAGCCUGGAAGGCUCAGCUCAGGGGGAAACGCCCGCCCCCAAAGCGUCCGCGCAAAGGGGGGUCGGACUGGCGCCUACGGUGGUGAUGCUGCUGGCUGGCGACGCAGUCGGGUAGCCGACCAGCUACUUGUCCGGCAGGAGGAGGGACAUGGAAGCCGAGGAAGACUGGAACAAAAAGCUGAAUGCACACAAACUACGGGAUAAAAAGGUGCCCUGCAAGCGUAAUGGACGGAUUGGUGUAGUGAGAAGCCUUCACAGCCUGUUGAAAAGCCAGACCACGCUGCAGAUUCACUCCAUCACGCGCUCAGAGUGUGCUGGCUCCUGUCCAGAUCUGAUGAUGAGUAGAAGCGAGCACAUUGAUGCAAGGCCCGUCCCCGUGGCCCUCACCCCCCAACUCCCCCCCAGAGCUCACCGGCCCCUCUGCAUGUCGAUCUCCUCUGACAGCAGCGGACGCUUCAAGGCUCUGGAGACACAGGAAUGGAAGAACAACCUCAAAGCUCAGAUGGAGCAGGCCCACAGUGCAGGAGCUGCUAGCAGCACUGGCUCUCUGGAGAGAGCGUCCCUGUUCUGUGCCUCGGCUUCCACCACAGCGUCCAACUCUGGCCUGUCCAGCCCAAUUGAGAUUCUUAACAAGAACAAAUCCUCCAGCCGCUUCUCCCUGUUCUCUCCACCCUGGAACAGCAGUUCAGAGUCUGACUCCAAUCCUCCAUCCCGUUCAGGCUCCAAGAAGCUGCGUAACUACAGCAGGAGAGCUGCCACGGGGCCGGCCGGUGCCAGGGGCCCCGACACACCUGAGGCCAAAUCCAGCGGCCCAGAACACUUCCAGUAUUCUGAACCUGUCAUCUCCAAAGUGACGGACUACAUCUAUGUGGGCAAUCUCAAUGCUGCAUAUAACGGGCGCACGCUGUGCCGCAACAACAUCGACAGCAUCAUUGACAUGAGCUGCAUGCCAGGAGAACCGGGCCCCAUUCUCAACCUCAUACCAUGCACCUGCUCACGUGGGGCCCGCCACAGCUGGUCACGCCUCAAGGUGGACAUCGGAGAUGUGCCAGACGCUCUGGGUGAUGGCCCGGCCCUGAAGCAGCGCUGCUUUGAGGAUAUCAACGAGUGCAUCGACGCCUCCACUGAGAGGAGGAAGCGCGUCCUGGUGCAUUGUCGAGAUGGGUUCUCCCUCGCUCCAACAUGUAUCAUCCAGUACCUGAUGGUGAAACAGAACAUGAGACUGAUAGCUGCCUACGAGCUCCUGAGGGCCAAAUACCCAGUCAACAUCAGGGAGUGCCACCAAAAUGUGCUGGUGAGUCUGGAGAGGGCACUGCGGCCUGGUGGCAACGUCGACCCAGAGUGCUUCAAACAGGCCAUCUCACGCAAAGUGGCAUGGACCUGACUCAAGGCUCUCUUAAUUCCUCUGUCCUCCUGUGGUAUAGAUAUUUUCCUAAAGACAACCAGUGGCAGCUGUACUUUCCCCUGUGGGCUGCUCACCUGGAUGUUGUUGUCCACGCUUGAUUUCGGUGGUUGUAAAAGUUCUGAACUUGAUGUUUUUACUCUACAAACCUGUAAAUGUGACCUGGCUGUGAUGCCCAUCCCCCACCGAGCUGCUAAUGCAAUAGACUCUACUGUAAUGUGUACAACUUGUUGAUUUAACAGUGUGAUAGUGUUGACUAUACAGGUGAUGCAGUCCUGCUUCAGUUAUUUGUCAUGCUGUUGUACUGGUGUUUUAUAUCAGGGGAACUGCUCAGGAGAUUACUGAUGUCAGUCCAGUACAGGGUGAGAAACUCAUUUGAUCAGUCUGUGUUCACACCUGGCACUAAAAGUCAUCUUGUGAGCUGUGUGUAGAGCAGUCAGGCUUGGACAGAGUCACUGGUGUUCACAGCAGGAAGAUGUGAUACCACAUGUGGAAAACUACACUCACGUUCUGAUGCAGGUCAAAUUUACUUUUGUCAGCAUUCAGUAGGAUGGACAAUUAAAGCAGUUGUAGGCAGCAGUAGGUAGCAGUAGGAGCUUCAGCCUUCAGCCUUCAUUAAUAUUUUCUCUGCCAAAAGUGAAGGCAAAAUAUCCCUGAUACGAAUGCUGCCACCUUGUUCUGAUGGCAUCAUUUGGAGCCAGAGUCUGUGCAGUAGUGAUCGGGGGUGGAGCUGCGGUAUUGAGUUCCUGCCCACACACCCGACUGAGCCAAUCAGGAGCAGCACUCAGCUGUCCGUAAUGUUUCAACCCCUUUUAAUGGCAUCAAAUAGCUAAUUAAAACCAAACCGAUCAGACAAAUGUACACUUGAACAAACGUCAGUGUGAUAAGAUCAACCUAAAGUGACAGACACUAUCUUUUGAAAAAAUGUAUUUGAUGUGUAUUUUGAGUUUUUAGUUUGGCACAUGUCCCAUCUGCUAACAUCGAAGGGGAGUAGUUUAUGAGGUAUACAGCAUCCAGCCACCAGGGGACAGCCAGACAUUUGGGCUUCAUAUCAUUCAUCUUCAUAUCUAGUUUAUUGAUCCCUUGGGAUCAAUAAAGUAUUUAUCUAUCUAUCUAGUCAGUGGUUCAGUAUAUCAACUUGAAAAGGAAAUGACAUACCAGUGUUUUAUUCACAACUUUUUUCUGCUGCCCCCAAGUGGCCAAAAUUCAGUUAGUGCAGAUUUAAAGAGGGAGAAAUAAGAGAGCAGAUUAUUCAUUCUGCUGCUGGGCUGAGACACAACAUGCAGAUGCAAUGUUGCUCCAUGGCACCUCUAGUGGUGAAAUAAUGCAUUGCUACUAUGAGACGUGGAUGCACUCGUCAGUGCCCCCACUGAGAGGAGGAAAUGUGUCCUACUGUGUUGGUGAGACAUGUUCUCUGUGACUCCAGAAUCCAGAAUGUGAGGCUGACAGCUCCUCGGUUUUGAUGGCUCCAGUUAUUAGCUGUUUCUCCCCCUGCAGUAAAAUCAAAAUGGGUUCAGUCACAGCAGAUGCAUUUCAGAUAGAUGGAUAGAUAGAUGGACCUUGUUUAAAGAAUUUCUCUUCGGGGAUAAAUUCUGAUUCUGAUUUAUCAAUCCCAGCCUGGGAAAUUUCACUAGAAACAUUUCUGAUGCCAGAUGUGAACUGCAGCCUGCUUGUACAUUUCGAUGUAAUCUUCAAAGAUGUGACAAUGAAGGAAGUAACUGGACAACAGUUGUUGGGAGCUUUUCUUUUAUUCCUAAAUAAAUAAUAAAUUCCUAAAAUCAUUUUUAAAGGUAAACAGGUUGCUGGAAUGUUGCUGGAAGGUUAGCUGGUUUCCAUUCCUGUUGAAACAAAGCUACUGCUCUGCUGCUGAGGACUCCGACAGGUGAUCUGUCACAACUCAAUCGAUUGCCACUGCCUGGAUCACGUCUCUGAUCAGUCUCCUUCUAUUGCAAGAGGGAUAUUUGCACAUGGAGACGUUUUAAAUCUGACCUGCUUCUUUGUGACCUUCUCCUACUGCUUUUUAUUUUUAUUUUAUGUAUGUGUGUGUCUGUCUGUGUUUUCUGAGCUCACACCUGAUGAAAGAUGAGCAGCCCUACAUGUCCUCUGUGAGGAAGGCUGCAGCCCCUUCUUCAGCCAUGCUGGUCUGUUGGAAUUUCUUCAGUGUUGUUUGGACUGGCUUGGUGAACUUCAGUGAGUGCAGUCAAGCUGGCUGAUGUGCAUCUCUGUGGAUUAUCAGUAUUAGUGUAUUGGCACCACUGAAGUGCAGUCCAGGCUUUGCAUUACGAGAUGAAUUGAUUUUGCACUACUGGCAGGGUUGUCCAAAAUGCAGAGUAUUUCCUUCUUUUAAUAUUGUUUGAAGGAGUAUUUUGGCUUUCACAUCUACAAGCGACAAAUAACUCAGCUCUGAGUUGUUUUACAUGCUCAUUAGAACCUCCAGAUUAAAGGAACAGUUCAAUUAAAGUAUUCACACUGAUGACCUCCACAUUAUUUGUUUAAUGUGUGCAGCCACCACCAAAAGGAGACAUGUUUUAGUCUCAGCAUGAUCUCACACGUCUCAUCCAGAGACGUAUACAGAAAUGUUUUUCCACAGAUGUUGUCUGGUCUCACAGUCCAACCACAAUCUCAGCUUGUUCUGUCUAAACCCCAACAUAUUCAACUUAGAGUGAAACAGAAAACCAGCAGAUGGAAGAUGUUUGCUAUUGCUGCCUCAAUAAAUGACUCAAAAGAUUAAACAAGCUCA
Molecule: messenger RNA, 4284 nt
Organism: Scatophagus argus
Lineage: Eukaryota; Metazoa; Chordata; Actinopteri; Scatophagidae
Exons: 5
Coding region: 291-1526 (411 amino acids)
Biological process (GO): negative regulation of MAPK cascade; protein dephosphorylation
Cellular component (GO): cytoplasm
Molecular function (GO): MAP kinase tyrosine/serine/threonine phosphatase activity; protein tyrosine/threonine phosphatase activity
Source: RefSeq, a predicted model, not a curated record